Messenger RNA from Arvicola amphibius (Eurasian water vole), 3851 nucleotides. RefSeq names its product DNA ligase 4 (gene Lig4). Gene Ontology annotation, biological process: double-strand break repair via nonhomologous end joining; DNA biosynthetic process; nucleotide-excision repair, DNA gap filling. Gene Ontology annotation, cellular component: DNA-dependent protein kinase-DNA ligase 4 complex; DNA ligase IV complex. The record is from RefSeq and is a predicted model, not a curated record. Gene Ontology annotation, molecular function: DNA ligase (ATP) activity; ATP binding; DNA binding. Lineage: Eukaryota; Metazoa; Chordata; Mammalia; Rodentia; Cricetidae. The transcript has 2 exons. The coding region runs from base 86 to 2821 and encodes 911 amino acids.
AGCCGCUUCCGGUCGGAGCGAAGCUGGGCUACUGAGGGGACGCUGCGAGGCUGGAGUUCAAAUCAGAGGACUUGCUGCCCCUACUAUGGCCGCCUCACAGUCUCCACAAACCGUUGCAGCUCAUGUCCCCUUUGCAGACUUAUGUUCCACGUUGGAACGGAUACAUAAAAGUAAAGACCGUGCAGAGAAAAUCAGGCACUUCAAGGAAUUUUUAGAUUCUUGGCGGAAAUUUCACGAUGCCCUUCAUAAGAACAAGAAGGAUGUUCUAGACUCCUUUUACCCAGCCAUGAGACUUAUUCUUCCUCAGUUAGAGAGAGAGAGGAUGGCGUAUGGUAUCAAAGAAACCAUGCUUGCCAAGCUUUACAUCGAAUUACUGAAUUUACCAAGGGAAGGCAAGGACGCCCUGAAGCUCCUAAAUUAUCGAACACCGAGUGGCGCUCGCACGGAUGCUGGGGACUUUGCGAUGAUUGCGUACUUCGUGUUGAAGCCACGGUGCUUACAGAAAGGAAGCUUAACCAUACAGCAGGUGAAUGAACUCUUGGACUUAGUUGCCAGCAAUAAUUCUGGCAAAAGAAAAGACCUAGUAAAAAAGAGCCUUCUCCAGUUGAUAUCUCAGAGUUCAGCCCUGGAGCAAAAGUGGCUGAUUCGCAUGAUCAUUAAAGACUUAAAGCUUGGUGUCAGUCAGCAAACGAUACUUAACGUUUUUCAUAAUGACGCAGUUGAGUUGCACAACGUCACCACAGAUCUGCAGAAGGUCUGCCAGCAACUCCAUGACCCCUCCACAGGGCUCAGCGAUAUCUCUAUCAGUCUCUUUUCUGCCUUUAAGCCGAUGCUAGCCGCCGUUGCCGAUGUGGAGCGCGUGGAAAAGGACAUGAAACAGCAGAGUUUCUACAUCGAGACCAAGCUGGACGGCGAACGCAUGCAGAUGCACAAAGACGGGGCGGUGUACCGGUACUUCUCCAGAAACGGCUAUAACUACACCGAUCAGUUUGGAGCAUCCCCAGAGGAAGGCUCCCUCACCCCCUUCAUCCACGACGCCUUCCGGACAGACGUGCAAGAGUGCAUCCUUGACGGUGAGAUGAUGGCCUACGCCCCGACCACGCAGACGUUCAUGCAGAAGGGGGUCAAGUUCGACAUCAAAAGGAUGGUGGAGGAUUCCGACCUGCAGACGUGUUACUGCGUCUUCGACGUGUUGAUGGUUAAUAAUAAGAAGCUAGGGCGUGAGACCCUGAGGAAGAGAUAUGAGAUCCUUAGCAAUACGUUGACACCCAUCCAGGGUCGAAUAGAGAUUGUGCAGAAGAAGCUAGCUCACACGAAGAACGAGGUGGUGGAUGCCUUAAAUGAAGCCAUUGAUAACAGAGAGGAGGGCAUCAUGGUCAAACACCCUCUGUCAAUUUACAAACCAGACAAGAGAGGUGAAGGGUGGCUGAAAAUUAAGCCGGAGUAUGUCACUGGCUUAAUGGACGAAUUAGACCUCUUAAUUGUGGGGGGCUACUGGGGCAAAGGUUCUCGAGGCGGCAUGAUGUCUCACUUUUUGUGUGCGGUGGCAGAAGCGCCGCCUCACGGUGAGAGGCCAUCCGUGUUCCAUUCUCUAUGUCGUGUUGGGUCAGGAUACACCAUGAAGGAGCUCUAUGAUCUUGGCCUGAAAUUGGCCAAAUAUUGGAAGCCUUUCCAUAAGAAAUCUCCACCGAGUAGCAUUUUAUGCGGCACAGAGAAGCCGGAAGUGUACAUCGAGCCUCAUCACUCCGUGAUUGUCCAGAUCAAGGCGGCAGAGAUCGUCCCCAGUGACAUGUACAAGACUGGGACCACGCUGCGCUUCCCGCGCAUCGAGAAGAUCAGAGAUGACAAGGAGUGGCAUGAGUGUAUGACCCUGGGUGACUUGGAAGAGCUGAGGGGGAGGGCAUCUGGGAAGCUUGCCACAAAGCACCUUCAUGUCGGCGAUGACGACGAACCUAGAGAAAAGAGACGAAAACCCGUCUCCAAAAUGAAGAAAACCAUCGGAAUUAUCGAACACUUGAAAGCGCCUAACCUCUCUAACGUAAGCAAGGUUUCUAACGUAUUUGAGGAUGUUGAGUUUUGUGUUAUGACUGGGAUGGAGGGCCAUCCCAAGCCUGACCUGGAGAACAGAAUUGCAGAACUUGGUGGCUGCAUCGUGCAGAAUCCAGGCCCAGAAACGUACUGUGUGAUCGCAGGGCGCAGGGGCAUCAGAGUGAGGAACAUUAUCUCCUCCGACGAACACGAUGUCGUGAAGCCCGAGUGGCUGCUGGAGUGUUGUAAAACAAGAACGUGUGUGCCAUGGCAGCCUCGCUUCAUGGUUCACAUGUGCCCGUCAACAAAGCAGCACUUUGCCCGUGAAUAUGAUUGCUAUGGAGAUAGCUAUUUUGUUGAUACAGAUUUGGAGCAACUGAAAGAAGUGUUCUCAGGAAUUAAACCCAGGGAGCAGCAGACUCCUGAAGAAGUGGCCCCCGUGAUCGCCGACCUAGAAUCCCGCUAUUCCUGGGAUCGCUCUCCUCUCAGUAUGUUUCGCCACUGCACCGUGUAUCUGGACUUGUAUGCUGUUGUCAACGACUUGAGCUCCAAAAUCGAAGCAACGAGAUUAGGUGUGACAGCACUCGAGCUGCGGUUUCAUGGAGCCAGGGUAGCGUCCUGCUUAUCUGAAGGGGUGUCUCAUGUGAUCGUUGGGGACGAUCAGAGCCGAGUUGCAGACUUCAAAGCUUUCAGGAGGACUCUUAAGAAAAAGUUUAAGAUCCUGCAAGAACGUUGGGUGACCGAUUCAGUAGACAAGUGUGAGCUGCAGGAUGAAAGUCGGUAUUUGCUCUAGAGCUAACUUUCCGGGGAGAGCAUGGGCUGCAUCAGUGUUUGCUCUAGAGCUAGCUCCAGGGAGAGCAUUGGCUGUGUCAGGCAACAGCGGCACUCACAAAGAAAUAGCCAGCGACGUUCAUUUUAUCUCUUAAAUACUUCAAAAGCAUUUGUUACCCCAAGACAGUAAUUUUUAGGUAGAAAAGACGAAAGAAAAGGGCCAGCGCUAAAAACAAAGUUUCAAACUUGGCUGAUAACCAUGAUGCACAACGACAGUUUCUAGAGGCGCUUGUGCAGCAUCCACACAGAAGCUAGCAUUUGACUCGAUAUCAAUAAAGUAUAUUUGGAAGCUUUUAGAACCAUCACAGCUUUUGGCUUUCUAAACAGAAUUUUCCAGAGUUAAAAAUUGUAAUUGUUUUUAGCUAGUAAAAGAAUUAUUCAAAAAAAUCAGAGUUACUACAGUUAGACUUAUAAAAGUAAGUCUUUUUAUUCAAGAGCUCAAAUACCUCCUAGAAGCAUGAACUAUUUUAAUAAUCAGUUUUUUAUGGUUAUGGUCAAAUGAAUUAAAAAGAUUUUUUUGAUAAUGGUGAAGUUAAAAGAAAAAUCAUCUAAACACUGGACAUGAGAAGUUAAUUGACUUGAUUACAAAAUAAAAACCUUUGCAGUGCUAAGUUAUCUUAGAUUUAAUCUUUCUGAAGUGGGACACGUCUCAUAGAGAAAUGCUUUUCAUGAAUGUACACUCCAGCAUUAACAGAGUUCACAGAGCUUGUUUCCUGUCGGUGACCCUCUGAGGAGCUGCCCAUACCGAGAACAAGCUGUGACGUCAGUAGAGAAAGCUUUGGCUUUUAGAGAUGGCUUUAUAGUUAAUUGAAGUCACAGUUGUGUGUAUUAUGUCUGUACUCAGAAAUGUGCUUCCAUGGCAGCCCUGAAAUGGAGAAGGGUGGGUCCUGAGGUAAUGGGUAUCAGUUAUCUGAAGCAAUUAGACUUCUUUUUGAAGCAAUUGAAUAAAGUUUAUGGUUAUUGUAAUUUAAAUAAAAUUAUUAAAUAUUUAA